AAGACGGAAGAGAAAGCGUAUCCGACCCCCUAUCGCCAUCCGCAAAGUUUACAUGAGCCGCAUUCCUCUGGAGCUUCAGGCAGUUUUUCUGGCCUCAAACCAAGGUGAAGAAGUACACAAACCCCCUUCUAAUCGCAGCGCAUUUAAACUCUUCCAGAAUCUUUUUGGAGGUUUUGGAAGGCGUAAGCGAACGAAGCGACCGAAUUUGAAGAGGCUCGUGAGCCAAUCUUCGUUUGAUACUGUUGGAACUGUAGUCAAUGAAGACCUCAGCGCAGACACUCCUUCAGAUCAAGAGGUGGAGAGCGUUCCGACCUCACCUCACGAGUUCUUGGAAUCCAUUCUUAAGUCUCGGGGCUAUUGUACCAAGCAAUACCCUGUCCUUCAAUCAGCUUUCUUCAAUCAGCCCACCCCUCUCCAGCUUGCAUCUUACGAUGUAAAGUUGAUCGAUCUUCUCAAAAGACAAGAUGAAGAAAAGAUUCGAGAGAUUUUGUCCUGUGGAGUUUCAGCGAAUGCAUGCAACAUUCACGGAGAGUCUCUUAUGCACAAGGCCUGCCGUAUGGGCUUUCAUCGAAUUCUCCAGAUCUUUAUUGAUUUUGGUGGAGAAAUAAAAAUAUCGGAUGCUCAAGGUCGCACGCUGUUGCACGACACGUGCUGGGGUGCCCGGCCUUCCUUUCAAGCAUUUUCGCUCUUGAUUCAACGUGAACCGAGCUUACUCUUCAUGGCGGACUGUCGAGGGGUUUGUCCACUCGACUACGUCCGUAAGGAUCACUAUAUUUUUUGGAUUGAUUACUUGGAGUGUAUUGUGGACAAGUACUGGCCACCAGUCCAGUCCGCUCCUUUGCCACCAGCCGGGAUUCAUCAAGCAGCGCACUCAAGGCCGAUGCCGGAUCCAGAAAAUGCUUUACCAUUGGACGUGGCGUCCAUGGUAGCGUCCGGCCGACUCACACCUAAAGAAGCGCUCUUUCUUGCCGCCGACAAUAUUGAGGAUGAUGAUUCUUGCUCCUGCAGCAGCGAUGAUGAAGGAAGCAGCGACGACAAUUCCGAUUCCGAGUCAGACGACGAUUCGUUCAGCGACGAUGACGAGAAUUCUUUAAUUGAUGAAUUGGAAGAAAAGGAGCUUCUGGCGGACCUGGCAUAUUCCGUGGUAGCUUUCCGUUUGGAAUGAGUUCAUAGUGUACAUUGAGAAAAAGGCAUUCACAUUAGCUAGAGAGAGCAAUGAAAAUUUUAGGACUUUGUAAAUCU
Molecule: messenger RNA, 1242 nt
Organism: Phaeodactylum tricornutum CCAP 1055/1
Lineage: Eukaryota; Bacillariophyta; Bacillariophyceae; Surirellales; Neidiaceae
Exons: 2
Coding region: 53-1165 (370 amino acids)
Molecular function (GO): protein binding
Source: RefSeq, a predicted model, not a curated record